AUGGAGAACAAUACCUCUUGGAUUAUGGGUUGCGGUACUAGCAUUAGUUUGUGGUAUGAUGCUUGGUGUGGCAGCCCGUUGCAUACUGAGUUGGCGUAUGCGGCUGCUAUCAUCGAUCAAAAAGUCAGCAGUAUUAUAACAGAUGGCAGAUGGGAUUUUUCUAAAUUUGUUUCUUGUAUUCCAAUUGCGCUGAAGGAGAGAAUUUUAAGCUGCCACAUACCUUUCGACCUUCGGCCCGAUUCGAAAGUUUGGAUGCAUUCUGUUACUGGAGAAUUCUUUGCUAAAAUCGCUUAUGACUUUAAGAGACCGAAAGGGCUGCAUAAGGCUUGGUGGCAGUGGCUUUGGUCCAAAUCAAUUCCACCCUUGAAGUCGUGUUUUGUUUGGAAGCUCUUACACAACAAAGUCCCUACAGACGAACAAUGGCGCUGGAAUGAUGUUUGGAGUCUUUGCAAUAAAUAUGGGGCUGGUCAAUGCAAAUCGGUUGUUGGGGCUGCCGUCAUUUAUGUCUUAAAUGUUAUUUGGCUGACCAGAAAUAAGUUUAGAUUCCAUAAUGCUGGGAUGAAUUUUUCUGCUGCCACUUCUUACAUUAUGGAUGCGGUUUCGUUGGCUGGUAGUGCUUCUUCGACGGCGAAGCACUUGAAUGUGCAUGAUUUCAUCAUUCUCAAAAGCUUCAAAGUCUCUAUCCGUCCUCCUAAAGCUCCUGUUAUUAUGGAGGUUAUUUGGAAGCCGCCUCCAAGAAAUUGGAUAAAAAUUAACUGUGACGGUGUUUCGUCUUCUUCUCCGGGUUUGUCAGCUUGCGGUGGUAUUGUGAGAAAUAGUGAUGGAAUGUUUUUGGGAGCCUUUGCUUCUUCUGUGGGAAUUUCCAAUUCGCUCAUGGCCGAACUCUCGGGUGCAAUGAUUGCUAUUGAGUUCGCUUAUGAGAAUAAUUGGAAUUUUGUUUGGUUAGAGACGGAUUCAACGAUGGUGGUUAAAGCGUUCAAGUCCCCUUUUGUUGUGCCGUGGACUAUUAGAAAUAGAUGGGUGAAUUGUAUAAAUAUAGUUGCUAAUUGA
Messenger RNA from Vicia villosa (hairy vetch), 1050 nucleotides. RefSeq lists its product as uncharacterized. NCBI's taxonomy places the organism in Eukaryota, Viridiplantae, Streptophyta, Magnoliopsida, Fabales, Fabaceae. The transcript has 2 exons. The record is from RefSeq and is a predicted model, not a curated record. Gene Ontology annotation, molecular function: RNA-DNA hybrid ribonuclease activity; nucleic acid binding. Bases 1 to 1050 code for a protein of 349 amino acids.